This is a messenger RNA of Lodderomyces parapsilosis, 237 nucleotides long. RefSeq lists its product as uncharacterized. Gene Ontology annotation, cellular component: mitochondrion. Lineage: Eukaryota; Fungi; Ascomycota; Pichiomycetes; Serinales; Debaryomycetaceae. The record is from RefSeq and is a predicted model, not a curated record. The transcript has 2 exons. Bases 1 to 237 code for a protein of 78 amino acids.
AUGGGAUCAUCAGAGAGCUACACAUUUCCAUCAUCUAUACCUUCCCAACAAGAAUUGGAUGAUCAUAAUGUUCCAUUCUACUACAGGGAUAAAUGUGCUUCUAACUUGAUUGAAUAUUACAAGUGUCUUGAUAAAGGUACUUCUUUUUGCAACAAGACCAAAGACGAGUUUUACAAGUGUCAAUAUUACCUAUUAAAAGGAAGAUUGGAUAGUUAUAUCAAGGAACACCAUCAUUAG